AAAAGUAUUUGCAUUAAAAUGAUACUUAAAGCAUCAAAAGUAAAAGUACUCGUUAUGCAGGAUGAGCCAUUUCAGAAUAAUAUAUAUCAUCACUGGAUUAUAAUUAUUGAUGCAUUGAUUGUGUUCAUCACUCAUUUUAAUUACUUUAUGCUGCUCGUGAGUUUACCCCUGAGGAUCAAUAAAGUCUUAUCUGUAUCCAUAAUAAAACAUCAUCAUUUAUUUGUUGAUUAUAUUUCAUAUUAUUAAUCCCAAUCUAUAAAGUAACCAUCGUUAUAAAUGUAGUGGAGUAAGAAGUACAAUAUUUACACAGUUAAUGUCUGACUGUAUGAGUGUUGAGUGUGUUUUAAGGUCACGACCGAGUCACAGCUGACUCUGUGCGUGUGUUGAGCCUCAGAAUCCCAGUUAAAACUUAAGUAAAGUCACGUUACUGUCAGUGGGGGCAUGACGCAAAACCAGACUCCACCAAAAGAAAAAAAAUCCCAGAAUCCUGUUCAGGAAUGCCAACACACACACACACACACACACACACACACACACACGCAUAUUUCUACAACACUGUAGCUCCAUUGGUUGCUGCUGAUGAAUGGACGAGUUAUCGACCAAUCAGGAGCAUGUGACCGGUGAAUAUGUAGGCCGAUCGGCAUCAGCUGGCAUCCGCACUCAGACUGUCAGUCCCUCCAUCACACACACAACUAGUGACAGAGGCUGUUACAGAAACACACACACACACAUCUCAUAUUCAUCGUAAUCAUCAUCAUCGGUCAUCUGUCAUCCAUCCAUCAUGCACAGCAAAGAACAAAUCAGUCAUGACGAAUACCAGAAGACAGCUGAUUGGCUGAUGUCUCAGACGAAGCACCGCCCCCAGGUGGCGAUCAUCUGUGGGUCCGGACUGGGCAUGCUCGCCGACACCCUCAAGUGUCAGGACUCCUUCGCUUAUUCUGACAUACCGGGCUUCCCACAGAGCACAGUUGAGGGUCAUGCAGGUCGGCUGGUUUUCGGGGAGCUGAAGGGGAAGACGUGUGUGUGCAUGCAGGGUCGCUUCCACAUGUACGAAGGACACUCACUUUGCAAGACCACGUUUCCAGUCCGAGUCUUCAAGCUGAUGGGGGUGGAGACUCUGAUCGUGACGAACGCCGCCGGCUCAUUGGCCGACGGCCUCCAGCCUGGUGACAUCAUGAUCAUCAAAGACCACGUCAACUUCCCCGGAUUGGUUGGUCUGAACCCGCUGUGCGGACCCAACGACGACAGGUUCGGGCCUCGUUUCCCGGCCAUGUCAGGUUGCUAUGACAAAGGCCUUCGUUGCCAAGCGAUGGAGAUCGGCAAGCAGCUGGGCGUGGCCGCCCUCAUGCAGGAGGGCGUGUACGCCAUGGUGGGGGGGCCGAACUUCGAAUCCAUCGCUGAGGCCAGAAUGCUGCAUCGACUGGGGGUGGACGCUGUCGGUAUGAGUACGGCUGCUGAGGUCGUCGUGGCGACUCACUGCGGUCUGAGAGUGUUCGGCCUCUCUCUGAUCACCAACAAGGUGGUGAAGAGUUACGAGGACUCGGACAGUGUGAACCACGAGGGCGUCCUGGAGGUCGGCCGGCUGCGCUCUCAAACUGUGCAGCAGCUGGUGAUCGAACUGAUCAGCAGGAUGGAGAUCAAUAACAACAACACCAAUAAUGCUGUCUGAACACACACACACACACACACACACACACACACACAUACUGUGUACAUAUUUGAUUGUUGUAUUUA
Messenger RNA from Sebastes umbrosus (honeycomb rockfish), 1734 nucleotides. RefSeq names its product purine nucleoside phosphorylase 4a (gene pnp4a). NCBI's taxonomy places the organism in Eukaryota, Metazoa, Chordata, Actinopteri, Perciformes, Sebastidae. Gene Ontology annotation, molecular function: purine-nucleoside phosphorylase activity. The coding region runs from base 782 to 1669 and encodes 295 amino acids. Gene Ontology annotation, cellular component: cytoplasm. Gene Ontology annotation, biological process: nucleoside metabolic process. The transcript is spliced from 7 exons. The record is from RefSeq and is a predicted model, not a curated record.